UAAAAACGUCAAAGAGGUUAUAAGUUUAUGUUUAAACAUUUUUAAAUAACAAUAAAUUUAAUAAAUAUCGUGUGGUGUAAAUUAAUCCAAAAUGGGGAAAAGACAGCACCAAAAAGAUAAAAUGUAUUUAACUUACACAGAAUGGACAACGUUAUAUGGUGGAAAGAAAAGUAAAAACGAAAAUGAUACCAGUUCCUUUAGGAGAUUACCUUUUGAUCAUUGCUGCUUAUCCUUACAACCAUUUGAAACCCCUUACUGCGACAGACAUGGAAAUAUAUUCGACCUACAAGCCCUUAUACCUUUUCUUAAGAAGUUUAAAAUAAACCCUGUUACAGGUCAACCACUGGACGUCAAGUCUUUGACUAAAUUAAACAUAUUCAAAGAUGCAGAAGGAGACUAUCAUUGUCCAGUUUUAUUCAAAAACUUUACAAACAGCACCCACAUAGCAGCUAUAGCUACCACAGGAAAUGUUUUUUCAAUGGAAGCAAUUGAAGAACUUAAUAUCAAAAACAAAAACUGGAAGGAUCUGAUUACGGAUCAGCUAUUUGACAGAAAAGAUAUAAUAGUCUUACAGGAUCCAAACAACUUGCAAAAAUUUAAUAUUUCUUUAUUUCAUCAUGUUAAAAACAACCUUAGAGUAGAGACUGAGGAAGAGCUUUUGGAAAAAUCUGAUCCUCAAGCACGUAUUAAUAAAAUGAAUACAGAAACCAGGCAUACAUUAGAAGAACUAGAAAGGGACUAUGUUGAGCCUACAAUCAAAAUUCAUCCUGCCAACAAAGUCUCAGAGAAAGCAGACAAGUUUAAUGCUGCCCAUUAUUCAACCGGGGCUGUCGCUGCUGGAUUUACAUCAACUGUAAUGGAACCAGUAUUAACCCAUGAAGCAGCCAUUAAGCAUGAAGAUGUUGUAAGAUAUGAAAGGGUUAAAAAAAAGGGAUAUGUGCGUUUAGUAACAAAUUUAGGUUUCCUCAAUUUGGAAUUGUACUGUGAUGUUGUUCCAAAGACCUGUGAAAACUUCAUUAAACACUGCGAAAAUGGUUAUUAUAAUGGCACAAAGUUUUUCAGGUCGAUAAGGAACUUUAUUAUACAGGGUGGCGACCCCACGAACACAGGCAAAGGGGGCGAAUCGAUAUGGAACACGAAAUUCGAAGACGAAUUCAAACCCAAUCUACUACAUACGGGAAGAGGGGUCCUUUCCAUGGCCAAUUCAGGACCAAACACCAAUGGAUCUCAAUUUUUCAUUACCUAUCGUUCCUGUAAACAUUUGGACAACAAACACACAGUUUUUGGUAAAGUUGUUGGAGGAGUAGAAACAUUAAAUGAAAUGGAAAGAAUAGAAGUGGACAAUAAAGACAGGCCAAUUGAAGAUAUUGUUUUAUUGAAUGCUCAAGUCUUUGUAAAUCCUUACGAUGAGGCCGAUGAACAGCUUGCUAAAGAGAGGGAGGUGCAAGCUGCUGUUGAUAAAAUAGAAGCUGAAAAGAAAGUAGUACAAAAGAAAAUUGAGUUAAAACCAUUUAAAGAAGGCGUAGGAAAAUAUAUAAACCCUAAAAUAUUAAAGAAGGAUAAAGAAGAUCCUUCAAAUGUGACAUUGACAAAGAAAAAGAAGAAAGAAGGAGCUUACAAUUUCGAUUUUAGUAAAUGGUAGAUUAUUUAUAAGACUUUUUGGUCAUGUAAAGAUUUAAUUUGUACAUUUUUGAGAAUAAAAAUAUUUUUAAAUAUAGAACGUCCUUUUUUAACAUAAGAUAACUAACAAAACAGGUUUAAAUAAGUUUUAACUG
Molecule: messenger RNA, 1775 nt
Organism: Agrilus planipennis (emerald ash borer)
Lineage: Eukaryota; Metazoa; Arthropoda; Insecta; Coleoptera; Buprestidae
Product: RING-type E3 ubiquitin-protein ligase PPIL2
Exons: 1
Coding region: 92-1642 (516 amino acids)
Biological process (GO): protein polyubiquitination; protein peptidyl-prolyl isomerization
Cellular component (GO): catalytic step 2 spliceosome
Molecular function (GO): ubiquitin-ubiquitin ligase activity; peptidyl-prolyl cis-trans isomerase activity
Source: RefSeq, a predicted model, not a curated record